AAAACUUAUUUCGUGGGCCAACUUCUCUUGGCCCAUCCACCCGUUCCCACUCUUCCUGCCCGCCGCCGCCGCCGCGACCUCGCCGUCGGCGUCGCCUCCCAUCCUCGCAUUGCCGGCGGUGGCGGCGGCCCCGCCCCUCCCUACCCCACCUACGAUGUUAUCGCGAUGCGCCAGCUCCGCCGCCCAAUGCUCGCCUCGCCCCCACUCCCGCUCCCCGCCUCGCCGCCCCAUGGCACUCCCGUCUCCGGCGCCGCCGCCGCCGCCUGUUGCAAUGACGACGCCUGGUCAGCUUCGGAGUCAGCUACCAUCGACCUGCACCGGCGCAGCCAGCUCUCGUCCACAUCAGGAUCUCUCUGGUACCGCACCUGCUCUCUGGUCUGGACUUAUAUGAAAUGCUUGAUUACUAGUAGUAUUCACUUCUUGUUGUAACUUGUAUAUUAUAAUGUAAUUUGCGUUUUGCUAAAUGAAUUUUUUAUACAUAUAUAAUGGAAUAAAUGAACUGGAAAUUGGUUAAAUCUAGACAAAAUUUUACAUAUCUUUGCUGAUUGAAGAAACUUGAGAGGGAUGGUUGUAAAUUGUACACAAGGGAGAACAUCAUCAGAUGAACGACCGGUUGGUUACAUUUAUGUUGAGAUACUAGAGAAGAUUGAACAAAAUCCUACUACUAGCUAAUAAUUCUCUGUUUAUUAAGGAGAUUGUAGCUAAUGCUUGUUUUCUCCUUGAUUUCCACUUGCUCAAUCCUUUUCUCUCCUGGUCUUGAAAUUGAUACCUUCCUUGUGAGUCUUGGUGCACGGAAUACCUGUACCAAAUCUUGCCAAAUUGAGGAAAUGCAGUAGCAUAUAUUCUUGGACUCCAAGUGAUGACUGGGGAGGCAAGUCAGGCACCUGAUUUUUCUCCUGUCUCAAGAAAGACUUCGCUUCUAGCGGAUGCUGCUUGUGCUUCACUCUUAGAUUCUUAGAGCAUAUUAACUAGAUACAAUAGACACAUAAAUUGUCUGGUGCGAGACUAGUUACCAAGCAAUCGAUCCCACUUUACACCCCUUGCUAGACUCAGACUGUAAUCUAGAUCCAAGCAAAACAAACAUGGCGAUGAUCCUGGAUGCAUUUGCAUCCAGCCUUGGUGACAUACUCAUUGAGACAAUGAAAGAGGAGGCAAGUUUGAUGCUCGGUGUCUCUGAUGAGAUCAGAAAGCUGUAUGACACCCUGAACAGCCUCAAGAAAUUCCUACAAGACGCAGAGAAGAAGCACAUCACCAGCAGCUAUGCACAAGACUGGGUCAGGAAGCUGAAGGGUGCAAUGUAUGAAGCGUCUGACAUCACUGACCUUGUUCAGAUCAAGGCCGAGGAGCGGCGCAUAUCCAUGGACACCUCUUCGGGCUGCUUCCACUCCUUUCUGCUUUGCUUGCAGGAUCCUCUUUUUGCCCACAGGAUAGGAAGCCAAAUCAAGUCAGUUAACCAGAAGAUGGAUGAUUUAUGCAAGCAAGCUGCUCAACUAAACUUCAUCACCAACCUCACCGAUGGAAAUGGCAAGCACAAGGUCAUUGACAAGACGGCACCAGGGCUUGUUCCUAGAGACGCUGUUGGAAAGAAGCUCGAGCAAGAUACAAGGAUGCUAGUAGAGGUCCUCACAAAAGAGGAGAAGGCCAGUGGUGGGGAAAGCAAUAAUGUUCAUGUAGUUGCUAACAGCGACACUGAAAGCAACAACGUUACUGUUGUUGCUAUCCUAGGUAUCGGAGGGAUUGGCAAGACUACCCUUGCCAAAAAGAUCUACAGUGAUCAAGCGGUCGAAGACUCAUUUAACACGAAGAUAUGGUUGAGCGUCACUCAGGACUUUAAUGAAGUUGAUCUGCUCAGAACUGCCAUAGUUGCUGCCGGUGGUGACCACUGUGGCGCUCAAGAGAAGUCCUUGCUUGAGCCAAUUUUAGUUAGUGCCCUGACAGCGAAGAAGUUUUUGCUGGUGAUGGAUGACAUAUGGAAUCAAAAGCCAUGGGAGAAGGUGCUUAGAGUUCCAACCAUUAAAGCAGGUGCUCGUGGAUCUCGAGUUCUGAUCACCACGAGAAAUGAAGGAGUUGCUCGAGAGAUGAAUGCUGUGCACUUGCACCAUGUCAGCAAAUUGGGACCUCAAGAAGCAUGGGCCAUGCUCAAGGAACAGUUAGACUUGAGUGGACCUGAGACUAAAAGACUCAAAGAAAGUGGGAUGAAGAUUGUAGAAAAAUGUGAUGGCUUACCGCUUGCAAUCAAAGUAGUAGGAGGAGUCUUGUGCAAGAGAAAUAAAACUGAAAAUGAUUGGGAAAAGGUUCUAGGCAAUCAGGUAUGGUCAAAAAUUGGACUGCCUGAUGAACUAAACAAGGCAAUAUAUUUGAGCUAUGAAGACCUGGUUCCUAAUUUGAAGCAGUGCUUUGUAUAUUACUCACUUUUUCCUAAAGAUGAAAUUAUUGGUCCAGAUAAGGUUGUUGCCAUGUGGACUGCUGAAGGAUUUCUUGGAAAUGAUGGAAAUUCAACACAAUUAGGAAUGGAUUACUACAAGGAAUUAAUUAUGAGAAAUCUUUUAGAGCCUCACGAUGACUACUAUAAUCAAGAAUACUGUCUCAUGCAUGAUGUUGUCCGCUCCUUUGCUCAGUAUGUUGCUAGAGAUGAAGCUUUAGUGGUUGGGGACACAGAAAAUAUGACAAACCUCACAUUAUCAAAUUUUUUCCGGCUAUCUAUAUCAGCAAAUGAAAUAGAGUGGAGUAAUUUACAAAAACGGCACUCACUAAGAACUUUGUUAUUAUUUGGAAAUAUCAAGUUUAAGCCUGGUAAUUCCUUAAGUAACCUUCCUUUUCUACGGACAAUACACAUAAGAGAUGCACGAUGUGCUACAUUGAUUGGCUCAUUGUGUCACCUCAAACACUUGAGAUACUUGGAACUAGGGUACACAAACAUAUCUGCACUGCCCCAGAACAUUGGUAAGAUGAAAUUUUUAGAGCACAUCGGUCUUCGAGGAUGUCACAGUUUGGCAGAACUUCCUAGCAGUAUUACAGAGCUACCAAAGUUAAGGCACCUCAGUAUUGAUGAAACAAAGAUUAAUGCUAUUCCGAGGGGUUUUAAAAGAUUAGAAAAUUUGGAGAUGCUUUGGGGGUUUCCUGUCCACAUUAUUAUUGAAAACACUGGAGAAUACAGAUGUAGUUUGGAAGAGUUAGGGCCUCUUUCAAAACUCAGGAAGCUUAAAUUGAUUGGUCUAGAGAAUGUACCUUAUAGCUCUAUGGCAACACUAGCUAAGCUUAAAACCAAGGAAAAUCUCAUAUGCCUUGAAUUAUGGUGCACAAGUGGAGUGACAGUCAGUGGUAGGGUCAAAGAAUCUAUUGCCAUGGCUGAUCAGGAACAAAUUGUAGAUGUCUUUGACAAGCUUUACCCUCCACUCUGCUUGGAGGAGCUAACUAUCGGAGGAUAUUUUGGCGACAAGCUCCCGAGUUGGAUAAUGAUGCCAGCAAAAUUCCUUAAAAAUAUGAGACGGUUGGACCUACAGGACAUGGCUAACUGUGCACAUCUUCCUUCAGGUUUAGGUCAGCUCCAAGAUUUGGACUGCCUAGUAAUUAAUCGUGCACCACAGAUUGAGCAAGUUGGAUAUGAUUUCUUCGUCCAAGGAGGACAGAGGAAAACUGACAACAGGAAUCCCAGUCAUGCUGUAUUUUUUCCCAAGUUACAUGAGUUAUGUCUUCAAGGAAUGAUAAAAUGGAAGGAGUGGACAUGGGAGAAACAUGUGGAAGCCAUGCCUGUUUUAAGUGUGCUUAAUAUCAGAAACUGUAAGUUGCACUAUCUUCCUCCUGGUCUUUCCUACCAGGCAAAGGCACUUAGAAGGUUAUCCAUAGCUAAUGUUCAGCACCUAAAUUGUCUUGAGAAUUUCAGUUCAGUUAUUAAGCUUGAUGCUUAUGACAACCCUGAUCUAGAGAGGAUAGCCAAUCUUCCCAACAUGCAGAAUCUAACUGUUGUUGGGUGCCCAAAACUGAUGGUAUUUAAUAAUGUGAAAUCACUUCGGAGCAUUCAAUUGGGGAUUAGUGAGAUGGAAACACUCCCGGCAUACCUGCAAGAUACAAAAUUGGAACAGUUAGAGAUUGCUUGUAGCUUAAAGCUGCUUAAAUUGAUGGUCAAGAAAGAGUCUUGGUCGGAGUGGGGAAAGAUCAGUAAUAUCAUGCAUGUUAAGGGGUUUGCUAGUGAAAAUGGCAGGAGAUGGUAUAUAUCCUACACAAAACACCCCUUCUCCUUUGAUACAAAUAUUGAAUAUACCCUCGAACUUCCAGAGGAAACAGGAUAUGAAGCUAAUAUCGCAAUGGAGAAGAUAUGAAUGAUUGUUGUUAAUAUAACUCUCACUAUACAGUUACACUUGAGAAAAAAAAAAGUUAAGCAUUGAACUGGCACUUCCUAGUGGAAUAUGAAAACUCCCCGGCUAUAUCUACUCGGAGAAAGAGAGGUGAAUAUAUAUAGUUGAUGCAAUUCAUUUUGCAAUGGGACUCUACGAUCUCGUGCAAUUGCAAGAUAUGCUUUCUAAUUGAGAAACAAACUUAUUUCUUUUGUAGUUUCAGAAUAGUCCAUGACUUCAUGUUCUCUGAAAACCUUCAAUGUAGUAUUUUACAAUUCUUUUACAUCCUUCGGUUUAAUUAACAUACAAAGAACUUCAAGUGCUUCUAAAACAUAUCAAACUAGCUAGCUCAUUUUUCAAGUUCAGUAUGGGUAGUUUGCAACGCCGUAAUGUGUGGGGAGCAGCUCCACCAUCACUGUUUGAUGUAUUUGCCUCCACUCUUGUCAUGUUUCUAAGCCAAGACAAGGCAUAUCAACUGAAGUAUGGGGAAAGGAAAUUGGAAUUUUCAAGCAGUUCCA
This is a messenger RNA of Oryza sativa Japonica Group (Japanese rice), 4852 nucleotides long. RefSeq names its product putative disease resistance protein RGA3. Gene Ontology annotation, molecular function: ADP binding. NCBI's taxonomy places the organism in Eukaryota, Viridiplantae, Streptophyta, Magnoliopsida, Poales, Poaceae. The record is from RefSeq and is a predicted model, not a curated record. Gene Ontology annotation, biological process: defense response to other organism.